Molecule: messenger RNA, 765 nt
Organism: Adineta steineri
Lineage: Eukaryota; Metazoa; Rotifera; Eurotatoria; Adinetida; Adinetidae
Source: the annotation of a GenBank genome assembly
AUGAUACUUGUUAUCAAUUCAUGUGUUAGCGAACUAUUAUUAGCGAGUCGUAUGAUUUCAAUAACUAUCGUUGAACUUCUAAAUGAUCUUAAACAUAUCCAAUAUCAAGAUUCACUUUGUAUUUUUCGAUCUUACAUUGGUUAUGUUUUCUGUGCUGGACAAUUUUAUUCUUAUUUAUUACAAGCAAACUAUCGGUAUAUGACUGUAGUUUCUCCAACUCGUUUAUUAUGGCAAUCAGAGUGGCUUCAAGUUUUUCUUAUCGGUUUAUCAUGGAUAUUUGCCUUUAUAUGCACUAUUCCACACAUGCUUACUAAUGAAAUACAAUAUUAUAUCGAUGAUCAGUUAUGCGAACUGCCACUUCAUCUUUCCUUUAUAUCGGUCUAUAAUAUAGUUUUUAUAUAUUUACUACCUAUGGGUGGUAUUAUAUUUAUUUAUUUUAAGUUAAUUAUAUAUGUCAAAGAGAUGAGUAAACGUGUAACACUAACUAAUACGUUAUCUCGUGCAAAAAGAGAAUUGCAAAUGGUUAGUCGAAUAAUCAUACUUGUAUCGAUAGAAUUAACACUUGGUAUACCUUAUACAAUCUUUCUUCUUAUGGGAUUUAUUAGUCAACCACCAAAAUACCCUAUUCGUAUUGCUUUUACAUUUGUUGAUGUCUCAUUGCUACUUAUUAUGAUUGCUUUAUUUCAAUUUACUGAUCCAGUUAAAACAAUUAUAAUAAAAAAAUUAUAUCGACAACCACAUACUGAUGCAGUAGCUGUGUUAUAA